AAGAGUCAGUUUGUGGUGAAUAGAUGUCCGCAAUGGCCGUUGAUCCGUGUUUUUCGUGUUUAAAGAUAACUCUAAUUGUUGUUCACGUCUUGUGUUUUCUGUCAUUGAUUUCUUUGAUUAUUAUUUCGACUCUCGCUUUGGUUUUUAUUCCGCAACAGAAUUACGACGAAAUAGACGCCCAAAAAGCCAAUGUGCAGUUGCGGUCGUCGUUGCUGAUAAUGAGUGCUUCGUUUGUCUUUGCGUUGAUUUCUUUGGUCGGAGUCAUUCGUGAAAACAAAUUAAUAGUAAUUUCAGUCCUUAUAGUGUAUGCCAUCUCUGCCGAAGCCUAUCUGGUGGUCAAUCCGAGUGUUGUUGGGUUUGUGUUGGAACUGCCGUUUCCCGCUUUGACGGCAUUAUAUGUUUACCUUUUAUUUAUUCGCAAACGAAUGCAAAUCAAUUCAGACUAAGUUUUUGUUUAUUUUUAAUGUAA
Oppia nitens is the source of this 469-nucleotide messenger RNA. RefSeq lists its product as uncharacterized. The transcript has 2 exons. NCBI's taxonomy places the organism in Eukaryota, Metazoa, Arthropoda, Arachnida, Sarcoptiformes, Oppiidae. The record is from RefSeq and is a predicted model, not a curated record. The coding region runs from base 24 to 446 and encodes 140 amino acids.